AUGGCCAAGAGGCUUAAGGUGGGAGCAGCGUCCAAAGACUCAGGCUCCUCCGAUCCUCGGCCGUCGACUGGUGUCGAAGGUGCCCCGCCUCGUCCAUUGGUGGGGGAGUCCACCCCACCAUCGCCGAAGCGGGUCGAGAGGAAGAGAGGAGAGGAAGAACACGAGCGGGAGACACAGCAACAGCUGCAGGAGGGGCAGCAGAAGCUGCAACAGGAAGGAGAAGGAGAGGAGGUGCGGCGGCUAGAAGGAGCCCAGCUCGAGGAGCUGCUAGAGCAGGAUUGGCAGCAGGAGCUGCGGGAGCUCCAGGAGCAGCAGCAGCAGAGGAGCCAGCAGUUGGAAGCGCUGCUCGAGCCACCACCAUGCAGAGUGCCCGCUUCUAUCUCGGCGGAGCCAGGGCGGGCGGAUGGCGUGGUGGCGCUUGCUUGCAUGAUGCGCACCCCGGUGGACCCCCAGUCCGAGAUCAAGGGCACGGAUCUGAAAGAGACCUCCCGCAUCAAGUCAAGCUUUAUCCAUGCGACGAGGGGCGGCUGGGAGCAACUCCCUCUCCUCAAGGACCACCUCCUGGAAUCGCAGGAGAAACUCCUCAAGGCUUACAAGGAGCUGUUGGCACUCGAGGAGGAGAAGAAGGAGAGGGAGUCCGCUCUGGCCGAAGCUCGGGAGGCCUCGAGGAAAGCGGUGGAAGAGGCUACGCUGUUGAGGGAGCGGACCGUGUCGGUCGAGGAGGCUGCAUCCAAGGCCCGGGAAGAGGAUGCAUUCUACAAGGAUGCAGCUGCCGAUCUUGACAAGGAAAAGGUCCUUAUCAAGGCUGACCUCGCCUCUGCUCUAGAGGCAUUCCAGGAGAUGAAGGUUGAGUGCGUGAAGGGCGAGAUUGCUCGGAGCGCCACAGAGGAAGCCAAGAAUAAGGCCCUCGAGGAUCUCGAGGCGGAGCAGGCUCGAUCUCGCCGCCUCUCUGACGACGUCGACUGUCUGAAGAGAGCGUUGUUGGAGAAAGAUGGAGCCAUUGUGUAG
Sorghum bicolor (sorghum) is the source of this 1008-nucleotide messenger RNA. RefSeq names its product cilia- and flagella-associated protein 251-like. The coding region runs from base 1 to 1008 and encodes 335 amino acids. The transcript has 5 exons. NCBI's taxonomy places the organism in Eukaryota, Viridiplantae, Streptophyta, Magnoliopsida, Poales, Poaceae. The record is from RefSeq and is a predicted model, not a curated record.